ACCCCCAGGCCCCUCAUGAGGCUCUCCACGUUGUUCCUGAGCCUGCUGGCCUUGGUGCUGCGGGAGGCAGGGCCGGCUUCUCUCCCAGAGAAGGAACGGAGGAGGAGAGAGGAGCAGAGCCACUAUGGGGAAAGCGAUCCUUACUCAGAGCUGCAUGUGGGGAGCUACAUGGUGAGCCCGGAUGACUACAGUGAGGUCAUUGACCUGAGCAGCUAUGAGGAGCUGGCCGACUAUGGGGACCAGCUGGCUGAGGUUAAGGUAACCAGUCUGGCUCCUCCAACCAGGAUCAGUCCCACCCAGAGCAAGAUGACUCCAAGGACACCCUUGUCAAACCCCACGAUGACCAAGCCUACUCUGCCAGGCCCACUGGGCUCCCCAGCCAGCCAUGGCCUGCCCACCUGCCUGGUCUGUGUGUGCCUCGGAUCUUCUGUGUACUGUGAUGACAUUGACCUAGAGAACAUUCCUCCUCUUCCCCGGAUGACCACCUAUCUGUACGCCCGCUUCAACCGCAUCAGCCGCAUCAGGACCAGAGACUUCGAAGGGCUGACAAAACUGAAAAGGAUUGACCUCACCAGCAACUUCAUCUCCUCCAUUGACAAUGACGCCCUCCGCUUGCUGCCUGCCCUGCAGGAUCUGAUCCUCUCAGAGAACCAGUUGGUGGCUUUGCCCCUGCUGCCCAGUGGCAUUGAGUUCCUGGAUGUCCGCUUGAAUAGGCUCCGGAGCUCGGGGAUACAGCAUGAGGCCUUCAGGGCACUGGAGAAGCUGCAGUUUCUCUACCUGGCAGACAACCGACUGGAUUCCAUCCCCUGGCCUUUGCCUCUGAGCCUGCGCUCACUCCACCUGCAGAAUAAUAUGAUAGAGACCAUGCAGACAGACGCCUUCUGUGACCCUGUGGAGCACAGACACACCCGCAGGAAACUGGAAGACAUUCGGCUGGACGGGAACCCCAUCAACCUGAGCCUGUUCCCCAGCGCCUACUUCUGCCUGCCUCGGCUCCCCAUAGGCCGCUUCACCUAG
This is a messenger RNA of Marmota flaviventris (yellow-bellied marmot), 1017 nucleotides long. It is a transcript of the gene Optc, whose product is annotated as opticin. The record is from RefSeq and is a predicted model, not a curated record. Gene Ontology annotation, biological process: collagen fibril organization; articular cartilage development; bone development. Gene Ontology annotation, cellular component: extracellular matrix. Gene Ontology annotation, molecular function: protein binding. NCBI's taxonomy places the organism in Eukaryota, Metazoa, Chordata, Mammalia, Rodentia, Sciuridae.